AUGGCUUCCAACGCUCCCGCUGCCUGCUGCGCCACUGGCUUCAAGCAUGAUGGCACGCCUGUCGGCGAAGUGAAGAAUAUUGACGGAGUCGAGACCUAUAUUGUCUCCCCCAAGGACAACAAGAAGCCCGAGAAGGCCGUCAUCUUCAUCACCGACAUCUUCGGCCUCGCUCUCACGAAUGCCAAGCUCGUCGCCGAUGAGUUUGCCAACAAUGGCUACCUGACUGUCAUCCCGGACCUGUUCAACGGCGACCCCAUCAGCCCCGCCGACAUGGACUCCGGCAAGGCCGACAUCCCCAACUGGCUCCCCAAGCACACGACUACUCAGAUCGACCCCAUUAUGCAGAAGAGCAUCAAGUACGUCCGCGAGACUCUCGGCGUCAAGCACGUCGGUGCCGUUGGCUACUGCUUCGGCGGCAAGUAUGUCUGCCGUUUCCUGAAGCCCGGCCAGAUCGACGUCGGCUACACCGCGCACCCUUCGUUCGUUACCGACGAGGAAUUGGCCGGCAUUGCCGGUCCCCUUUCCAUUGCGGCUGCUGAGAUCGACCAGAUCUUCACCACUGAGCUGCGUCACAAGUCCGAGGACAUUCUGAUCAAGGCCGGUCAGCCUUGGCAGAUCAACCUCUUCGGCGGCGUCAGCCACGGCUUUGCUGUCCGUGGUGAUCCGAACAACCAGAAGCAGAAGUUCGCCAAGGAGCAGGCUUUCUGCCAGGCUGUUGGAUGGUUCAACCAGCACCUGUAG
Molecule: messenger RNA, 741 nt
Organism: Penicillium lagena
Lineage: Eukaryota; Fungi; Ascomycota; Eurotiomycetes; Eurotiales; Aspergillaceae
Product: dienelactone hydrolase family protein
Exons: 4
Coding region: 1-741 (246 amino acids)
Molecular function (GO): hydrolase activity
Source: RefSeq, a predicted model, not a curated record